Messenger RNA from Drosophila navojoa, 4336 nucleotides. RefSeq names its product transcription factor cropped (gene crp). Gene Ontology annotation, molecular function: RNA polymerase II cis-regulatory region sequence-specific DNA binding; DNA-binding transcription factor activity, RNA polymerase II-specific; protein dimerization activity. Gene Ontology annotation, cellular component: nucleus. Gene Ontology annotation, biological process: regulation of transcription by RNA polymerase II. Lineage: Eukaryota; Metazoa; Arthropoda; Insecta; Diptera; Drosophilidae. The record is from RefSeq and is a predicted model, not a curated record.
GCAAAAACAGCAGCAAAAUAUUUUUGUGAAAACUUCUAGUGCUCUAGUGCAUCAACAUCAACAACGCCGACAACGUCGCGCAAAAUUUUUUACGGCGCGCCGCCUGCUGUUUUGAAUUGUGCACGAGUGUGAGUGAGAGAGAGUACGACUUACAUGUGCGUACGAGUGUGAGUGCGCGCUGUCUCUGCUUAUUAGUGUUUGUGUGUAUGCUGUGUCUGACUGCCUAACAAUUUGCCGCUAAAUACAAAAAGCAGCUGAAGGCAGCAGAUAGAAGACCAGCUGACGACGACGACGUCGAAGUCGACGACACACACAUAUACAGAAGAAAAAAGUCAACGAUCGAUUGCGCGUAUAUAUGUGCAUAUGCAUGUGCGAGCAGGCCAGGUGAAAAACAAAAGGCGAAGAGGCAGAACUGCAACAAACAAAAUCAAAUCGAAUACGAGUAAAAGAAAAAUAAAUAAGAAAAAGAAUCAAAGUGAAGCACGUGUGUGUCCUGCUCUAGCAACUACAGUUCCAAAAACAUAUAUUCAUAUAUAUACACACAGAACAUAAAAGAUGUCUUCGGUACCGCUGGCCAUCAAAACGGAGGAAGUCAUUUUGGAAAACGCCGAAUACAACAGCGCCGAGGAAUUGGAUGAAGAAUUACAAUUACAAUUGGAAGAUUCAGGCGGGGAGAAUACCUAUCACAUUGAAUACACCACCGAGCCGGCGCAUCAGGUUACCACCAGCUCGCAGCGACGCCAAUCGAAUAUGAGCGCAUCGAAUACCACAAAAGACGGCGGAGGUGGCGAUGGGGGCAGUUCGCCCAGCGGUAAACCCAUAUUGGAUACCGAGAAACGAAUACGGCGGGAAAUAGCCAACAGCAAUGAGCGAAGACGCAUGCAGAGCAUCAAUGCCGGUUUUCAGAGUUUACGUUCGCUGCUGCCGCGACACGAGGGCGAAAAGUUGAGCAAGGCUGCCAUAUUGCAACAGACCUUCCAGUAUAUUGUCGAUCUUGAGAAUCAGAAGACUCAGCUGCUCACACAGAACAGCGAGCUGAAGCGACAAGUGGGCGAGCAUGAGGCACAUGGAAGUAGUGGAGGAGGCGGCUCCGCAGGCGACAACUACAACAGCGGCGGCAAUGCUAACGAAUCGAGCAACAACAACACGAGCUCCUCGAGCGCCGUGGCGAUCAAGAAGCGGAAGCUGACAGACAACGUGAUCAACAUGCAAACGAUUAGCGAUAGCUCCGAUGAGGGAUUAGGAUCCAUGUCCCCGGAGCCGAUGACCCUGCUGACAGCCGGUGGGGGCGGGGCUGGAGCAGCAGCAGGAGCUGGCAAUAAGUUGAGCAAUGCGAGCAUCAUUGCGGCCAAGGAGCUGCUGGAGAUGAAGAAGCAGCUGGAGAAGGAGCGCAACCUACGACGCCUGCUGGAGGAUGAGCUGCAGAUGAUCAAGCGACAGCUCUACAGUGUGGCAACAGCACCGCCCGGUACAGCUGUGGCCGCGGCCGUCGCCAACAGCGGGAGCAGCUCCUACAUUCCAAGGGAAGUCAUCGAGCACACGGACAACUUUGUGCGCGCCGAUGAGCUGGAGGAGCUGGGCGGCACCGUCUCGUACGUGGAGAUCGACGAGAUGACUGGCCAGCAGCAGGUGGUCGUCUGCUCGAGCAUUGAGGAGCUGGAAGGAGAUGCGGCAGCCGAGAUCAUUAGCGAGGAUCAGGUGCACGAAGAGGUGAUACUCUCCUCCAACUCCUCGACCGAAUCGGAGAAUGAGGUGAACGUGAAUGCCAUUGCCAAAGCCUAUGCCGAGGGCAUGAGCACUCCCAUUCUUCAAGCGGCCAUCAAGGCGACGCCCAAGGUGGAGGUGGAGCGCAUCAACGAGAAGAUCGUCAAGGUCAAAACGGAGAAGCUGCACGAUCAGCCCUCGGCCACGGCGAUGUCCACGACAACGACGACGACGGCAGUCUUCACGCGCUCCCGCCAGAAUCUGGAGACCAUUGUGGAGGCCAUACGUCACCUGGAGGGGGAUCAUCUCUUUGACGGCGACCAGCAGCACAAGCUACAACAGCAGUAUCAACAGCAGCAGCAGCAGCAGCAGCAGCAGCAGCAAUCCCUUGCAGCCAUGUCAACGGUCACUCGCAGCGCCAGCGCCAGCCCCUGCAUGGCCCUCAAUGGCAUCAUCGACGCCAGCCUCUUCCCCCUCAAGUCCACCUCGGAUGUGGUCAAUCUCUUUAGACGCGCCCUCACCAGCGCCAUUGAGCCCGAUCUGACGCUUCUCUCCAUCGUCGUUGGCUACAUUGAGCUGUCGCUGACCACCGGCGAGGCGGCCCAAGCGGCGCAGGCAGCCCAAGCAGCUCUCGGUGGCAGCAAUGAGAUAAUCAUGGGCAACAGCGUGCCCUUUCCCGUGGUGACACACGAGCUGAUUGCCGGAUUGUACAAGAAGUUCCAGACGAUAUUGUCGGUGGUGGACAAACCGAAGCCGCACCGCCAGGCGACACGAGAGAUCAUCAAGAAGGUGUCGGACGUGAUUUGGAAUUCGCUGAUACGCAGCAGCUACAAGGAUCGAGCCCAUCUGCAGAAUCUGUAUAGCUAUCUGUCCGGCAACAAGCUGGAUUGCUUUGGUGUGGCGCUGGCCACGACCGCCGGCUGCCAGCUGCUGGGCUAUCGCGACGUACGCCUGGCCAUAUCCGAGGAUCAUGCGUGGGUCGUAUUCGGACAGAAGCACGUGGAGAGCAUCGAGGUGACCUGGCAUGGCAAGGGCAGCGAGGAUAAGCGUGGCCAGGACAUUAGCGCCGGCAUUGAGUCCGGCUCGUGGUUGUACCUGGGCGGCCUGGCCGUCAUCUGUGAGCGUGGCAUGGAGGUGGCUGCCAUCUGCGUAGCUUUAAAUAUAUCUCUCAGUGCGAACAGCGAUUGCGUUGAGGUGGCCGAGCUGCAGCAGCAGCUGCUGUGGCUACUCUACGAUCUGGGCCACCUGAAGCGCUACCCCAUGGCGCUGGGUCUGCUCGGCGAGCUGGAGGAGAUCAAUCGGACGCAUCGCAGCAUUACCUGCGAGCAACUGUUCCGCGAGGCAAUCGAGUCCUCGCGCAACUACUAUCACAAUCAUCACGUCUAUCCGCACAUCUUUCAGGGCAACUAUUACAAUCGCUUGCUCAAAUAUCGCGAAGCCUUCGCCGCCUGGGCGAAUGCCGCCGACGUCAUACGCCUGUAUACGUACCAGUGCCGCGACGAUGAGGAGAUCUACAAGGAGCUGCUGGACAUUGCCAAUGAGCUCAUACCCUAUGUGAUGAAGACGGAGAGUUCGGGUCAUUCGGCUCGCAGCAUUCUGCGCGAUGCGGAGGUGUUUGCCAAUUUGUUGCGCUUCUACGAUGGCAUCUGCCAGUGGGAGGAGGACAGCCUAACGCCCAUUCUGCACAUUGGCUGGGCCAAGCCGCUGGUCACGAACAUAACCAAGUUCGACUAUGACAUACGCUCCCAGGUGGUCAUCAAGCUGCCCGAGGAUGUGGAGGCCGAACAGGCAGCAGCAUUGGAGGCUAAAAAGAAGGCAACGGCUGCAGCAACAGCAGCAGCUGUCGAGGCGUCGCUACAUGCGGAGGGCCACAACAACAACAACAACACGGUUGUUAAGAAGGAUGAGAAAUCAAAAUCGGAGUUGCCAACAACUUUGGCGGAUCUCACAGCUGCUUGUGGCGAAAAGAUAUUGAAUCCCGAUUUUCUGCUGCAGGGCGGCGGUCAGCCGUUCGCUGAUCAAAAGCAACAGGCGGUAGCCGAGCAAACAACGUCCAGCGAACUGUCGCACAAUAACAACAAUAUCAACAACAACAACACCAACAGCAGCAACAAUGCUGAAAAGGAGGCUACAACCAUAAGCAACAACGGCAACAAUGAGGCUAACAGCAACAGCAACAACAACGAGCAACAACAACAGCAGCAUAAAGAAGCUAAAGUGGAGGAGAUCAGCCAAGUGGAGCUGGCGAACAACAAUCAGCCAACAGUUGUUGACGACUACGAUCCAUUCGAGAUAAUGCUUAAACGUCCCGUGAUCACGCUGUAUAGUCAGAAGAUGAAAGGACUGAAGGAUCUGCUGCUGGCCGAGAAGCUGAACACGCAUGCCAUUUCACUGCAGGUGACCGCCCAGUCGGUGGCAUCGCGCAAGGUGCGUGGCAGUGGCACAGAUAGUCGACAGCCGGCGACCAUAUCGGCGACUAUAACAGCUAUAGCCUCGACAGAGGGCGCGAGUAUUGGAGGCAGUGCAACGAGUGCCGCAUCAGCCGAUUCGUUUGCGCCCACGCGACCGAAGCGAACAAGGCGCGAGUAAACAAAAGCAAAAACAAGAAGAGAAAACUAAAAAAAAAAAAAAA